Coregonus sp. 'balchen' is the source of this 9148-nucleotide messenger RNA. NCBI's taxonomy places the organism in Eukaryota, Metazoa, Chordata, Actinopteri, Salmoniformes, Salmonidae. The record is from the annotation of a GenBank genome assembly.
AUGACUCUGUUGAAGGCUACGGUGCCGACAUCAAGCCCUCCAACCAUGGGAAAGGUAUGAGCUAACACACGUUUAGGUUACUUGUUUGAUGACUGCUGAUAUAAUUAGGGAGAGCACCAAAUGCUGUUAGGCGUAUAGUGAAGCUAUUUUGCAUGUAAGCUACGCAUACAGUUUAUGAAGCUAUGUCAAAUAUUUCAGUUGUGAAACUAAUACUAGUACAUAAAAGGACUUGAUACGAGGGACUUUUUUCCACUUGUUUUCCAAAAAUUGUAUUACUUGGAUUAUAUAAAAAAUCCCAUCUAUACUGGAUAGGAUAAACCAGGAACCCAAAGAAAAGGUCAAUUAAAGAUGCACUCUGGGAGCACAACAAAUGUGCAACAUAUUGUACAAAUUGGAUUUGUAACAUAUCACAGGAAUUGCAAAAUGAUAUCAUACAAAGCAAUUUGUAACAUAUUACAACUGUAAGUGCUGUUAUUGUGAAGUGGAAACGUCUAGGGCCAACAACGGCUCAGCCGUGAAGUGGUAGGCCACACAAGCUCACAGAACGGGACCGCGAGUGCUGAAGUGUCCUCAGUUGCAACACUCACUACCGAGUUCCAAACUGCCUCUGGAAGCAACGUCAGAAGAACUGUUCGUCCACAAACAAGCCUAAGAUCACCAUGCCCAAUGCCAAGCGUCGGCUGGAGUGGUAUAAAGCUCACCGCCAUUAGACUCUGGAGCAGUGGAAACGCAUUCUCCGGAGUGAUGAAUCACGCUUCACCAUCUGGCAGUCCAACGGACAAAUCUGGGUUUGGCGGAUGCCAGGAGAACGCUACCUGCCCGAAUACAUAGUGCCAAUUGUAAAGUUUGGUGGAGGAGGAAUAAUAGUCUGGGGCUGUUUUUCAUGGUUCGGGCUAGGCCCCUUAGGUCCAGUGAAGGGAAAUAUUAACGCUACAGCUUACAACAGUUUCAGCAUGACAAUGACCCCGUGCAUAAAGUGAGGUCCAUAAAAAAAUGGUUUUUCGAGAUCGGUGUGGAAGAACUUGACUGACCUGCACAGAGCCCUGACCUCAACCCCAUCAAACACCAUUGGGAUGAAUUGGAAAGCCGACUGCGAGCCAGGCCGAAUCGCCCAGCAUCAGUGCUCGACCUCACUAAUGCUCUUGUGGCUGAAUGGAAGCAAGUCCCCGCAGCAAUGUUCCAACAUCUAGUGGAAAGCCUUCCCAGAACAGUGGAGGCUGUUAUAGCAGCAAAGGGAGGACCAACUCCAUAUUAAUGCCCAUGAUUUCGGAAUGAGAUGUUCUACGAGCAGGUGUCCACAUACUUUUGGUCUUGUAGUGUAUCUCAAUAUAGUGAGAGAUAUCUAUGGUGUGCAGCAACCCUUUACAUACCAGAUAAACAUACAUAGCAUAGGCACAAUGCUUCUUAAGCUUGUCACAUUUUCAAAUACAACUAUAUUCGUCACGUACGUAGUUUACAGCAUGUAUAAAAGGUGCAGUGAAAUGUGUCCGCUAUUGGCCAAUCAACACCACAUCCAUGAGUACUUCUUUCAGUCAAAAAUCAUUCGCCUUUUACUAUCAUCAUUCUUGACUCAGUCUAAAUAACACUAUAUAUAAACUAUUUUAUACAUUUCUGUUCUUCGUAGAUUAUCUUUUACGAAGGCCACAACUUCCAGGGCCGUCACUAUGAGUGCAACAGCGACUGUGCCGACACCUUCGGGCACUUCAACUACUGUAACUCUAUUAGGGUGACCGGCGGUCACUGGGUGGCCUACGAGAAGCCCAACUUCAACGGCUACCAGUACAUCCUGAACCAGGGCGAAUACCCAGACUACCACCGCUGGAUGGGCUUUAACAACUGCAUCCGUUCCUGCCAGAUGUUCCCCCCCGUAAGUCAAUCAAAUUGAUAGGGUUAACCCUGCCACACAUCAAACUGUGCUUUAGAAAUCAGCAUCAAUCACCAGCCUUUUGAUGUCAUUUAUAGAUAAGGAGAGGAGUCAAAGCAUGAAAUCUCUGUGGCAAGGUCCACAAGGAGAUCCAGUCAUGUUAUAAAGGAAUAGGCUGCACACCCCCAAAGACUUCUUCAUUUUCAUUCUAUUCAUCAUCGCUCAGUGUUUUUGGCAGUUAAGAAAAAAUAUAUUAUGCUUUGAACAGUUGCUCCUCAUUUGACUGAACAUCUCUUUCUAAAGGAAGCAAGUCUCUGGUAUUAUUCGAUGUGUAGAAAUGUAUGUUUACCUCUACUGUGAACCUCUGUGAUCAUUUGACCCCUAAUCACUUCAUGUCCUCCCUAUCCUCUCCUUUCUGUCUCUUCCGCCAACAGUACAGAGGAUCCUACAGGAUGAGGAUCUACAACAGGCCCGAGAUGUCUGGUCACAUGAUGGAGUUCAUGGAUGACUGCCCCAACGUGUACGAGCGUUUCCGCCACCAUGACAUCUUCUCCUCCAAUGUCAUGGAAGGCUACUGGGUGUUCUAUGAGCACCCCAACUACAGGGGUCGUCAGUACUUCCUCCGCCCCGGCGAGUACAGGGCCUGCAGCGACUGGGGCUGCCACAACCCCAUGGUGGGCUCCUUCAGGAGAAUGAGGAGUGGCCUGUAAGCUUCUCACCUCUGGACUGUAACAAAGUGAUUAAACGUGCUGGUUUUUAAACAUGGCUUCCCUGUGUGAUUUUCUUUCCAUCUCAAAUCAUUGGCAAACCAAUAGCAAAGUUAGCUUGUGUGUAAAUAAUUAAGUUUCAGCAAUUGGUAAGUGUUGGAUAAAGUGUAUGGCUAUUAGACUGGGAAAUUAGAUGCCCUACAAGUUGACUGCACCCUCAUUAAAGGUUUAUUUGCACAAAUCAGUUGUGAACAAGCAUGUCAAAAGUAUAUACCGUUAAGUAUAUUAUUGAUUAACUAACUGAUUGACUGAACUAACUGCAAAUCAGAAACUCAUUGCAACCAGUUAAAUCUAUUCAAAGAUGUUUAGGAGGCCCUAGUCAUUCUCUCCCUUCGGCUGUCUAUACAUUGCUGGCCUCCAUGCCAAUAAAGGCAGAUGUUGCAACUCUUAUUGUGGGACUUCGGAAAGUGCAGUUACAGUAUUUUCCAUAGAGAGAGAGAGUGCUUUUGACAGAGACAAAGAGCUACUGCUGUGGGCCAGUCCUAUAGUUUUCUGUAGUCUAUGGAGCACAUUGUGCUGACGCGACAAAGCUUUGUGUCACAUUUACAAAACCCUGAUCCCUGCAGGGUCUAUAAAAAGGUCCAGUAACGCUCACUACCCGGUCCGGUCUGAACUAAACACAGUCACAAUGGGAAAGGUAAGCAUGAUCACACUAUGCGUUUCACAGGGAAAUACAGGAAUGAGGCUCAUUUAACUAUUUUCUAUGAUAAACAUGUCAACAGAAUACGUUUCAUAUUUGGAUUUGCUGGAUAGUAUUAUAAAUAACAAAUUAGCUUGCAAUUCAUGCAGACAUUAAUGGCCAUUAAUGAUAAUGGAUGGGGACUUUAGGAGAUAUUGAAUAGAAUGUGUCAAAGGCUCAAAGAUCAUGUGCAAGUAUGAGUAGACUGGACAAAGGAGGGCUGCACAAAUGCCUCAAAGGCAGCAGAUGUCAAAUGGCACCCUAUCCCCCACAUAAUAAAUGUUUAGCCAGGACAAAAGACAUAAGAAUAUCAUUAUCAAUCAUUAUUAUUAUUAAUAUUAUUAUUAUUAAUAGCCAACUAUAUGGGCAAAAGAGUGUUUGUCUGCUGCUGUAGGUUACUUAGUUGAAUCAUAACGUUACUGCUGUGAGAGUUGGCACACCUGAUUUCUGCUAAUUGCGCACUGCGGCCUAGCUCUCAAAAAACCCUUCUUCUCCGUCUGUAGGGUUUUCAGCAGUUACAUUCGCCCACUGUUGGCUCCAUGUGAAUUACAAUUCCGACGCUGUGUUUUAACAUUUAGAAACUUCAAUAAUCAUCGCUUUCAAACCUCUUUUCGAAACAUAUGCUGCUAUGCCCCUUAUCUUUCAUAUCAGCGAGAAAGAAUCUUUCAAAUAAAAAAAGAUACACUUACUGUAGCAGUUUUGCACAGAUCCACAAGCUGUGUGUGCCUCCAGUUGACAAACUAACCUCCUCCAAAGUUACACUUAUGGGAAACACUAUUUUUUCGAUGCCAAAGUUACUUUUUUGUAACAGGUUAGGAGAACUUACGCAGCAGUUUAGGAGUAUUAACGUAGCAGGUUAGGAGACUGAGGUUAAGGUUAGGAAAAUGACUUUGUAUUGAAGUGGCGUGAGAAGAAUGUGUCCCUUAUGCUUACACACGUGUCUGGAGCACGCUAGAUAGCUAAUUAGCACAGACUGCUGCCUAUGUCUUCCGUCUGUCUUCCGUAAACAAGCGUGAUAAGAUGGAGAUAUGGCUGUGUGGGAACACUAACCCUAACCCUUUAAAGGUGUGUAGUAAUUUAACCUUUUUUUUUCAUUAUUUCUCUCAGAUAUGAAAGAUACAUUCCUAGUGUUUCCAAAACCGUACCGCAAAUGAUGCGUUUUAACAUUCAGAAUGAGGGUUGGGGAUCUUAACAAAACUCCCCCGACCAGAAGAUACUAUCGUCAAUAGGCCCUAAAGUAAAAGUGUCUAUAAAUGGUUAACUGCAGCCAGACAAUAAAUUGAUAUUUUGCAACACAUUAUGUAGAUUAUUCUUGUAUUUAAAAACGAACACUUUUGGUAUGAUACAAUUUUGUAAAUUAACAGAUUAAUUUAAUUCACAUGUAGGACUAUAUGGACUUCAAUAAAUGCUAGGUGCCUACUUGUGUAGGUAGGUAGGGUAUCUUUUUGAAUUUUACAAAAGUUUUUCACUUGUUCUGUCUUGCAGUUCAACUUAAAAGAAAACUCCACCCAAAUACGAUCUUUUGGUAUUUGUUUCAUUAGUCCAUUGUUGACAUACAGUUGAAGUCGGAAGUUUACAUGCACCUUAGCCAAACACAUUUAAACUCUGUUUUUCACAAUUCCUGACAUUUAAUCCUCGCAAAAAUUCCCUGUUUUAGGUCAGUUAGUAUCACCACUUUAUUUUAAGAAUGUGCAAUGUCAGAAUAAUAGUAGAGAGAAUGAUUUAUUUCAGCUUCUAUUUCUUUCAUCACAUUCCCAGUGGGUCAGAAGUUUACAUACACUCAAUUAGUAUUUGGUAGCAUUGCCUUUAAAUUAUUUAACCUGGGUAAAACUUUUCGGGUAGCCUUCCACAAUAAGUUGGGUGAAUUUUGGCCCAUUCCUCCUGACAGAGCUGGUGUAACUUAUUCAGGUUUGUAGGCCUCCUUACUCGCACACGCUUUUUCAGUUCUGCCCACACAUUUUCUAUAGGAUUGAGGUCAGGGCUUUGUGAUGGCCACUCCAAUACCUUGACUUUGUUGUCCUUUAGCCAUUUUGCCACAACUUUGGAAGUAUAAUUGGGGUCAUUGUCCAUUUGGAAGACCCAUUUGCGACCAUGCUUUAACUUCCUGACUGAUGUCUUGAGAUGUUGCUUCAAUAUAUCCACAUAAUUUUCCUUCCUCAUGAUGCCAUCUAUUUUGUGAAGUGCACCAAUCCCUCCUGCUGCCACCCCCGUGCUUCACGGUUGGGAUGGUGUUCUUCGGCUUGCAAGAUACCCCCUUUUUCCUCCAAACAUAACGAUGGUCAUUAUGGGCAAACAGUUCUAUUUUUGUUUCAUCAGACCAGAGGAAAUUUCUCCAGAAAGUACGAUCUUUGUCCCCAUGUGCAGUUGCAAACCGUAGUCUGGCUUUUGUAUGGCGGUUUUGGAGCAGUGGCUUCUUCCUUGCUGAGCGGCCUUUCAGGUUAUGUCGAUAUAGGACUAGUUUUACUGUGGAUAUAGAUACUUUUGUACCUGUUUCCUCCAGCAUCUUCACAAGGUCCUUUGCUGUUGUUCUGGGAUUGAUUUGCACUUUUCGCACCAAAGUACGUUAUUCUCUAGGAGACCUGAGCGGUAUGAUGGCUGCGUGGUCCCAUGGUGUUUAUACUUGCGUACUAUUGUUUGUACAGAUGGAUGUGGUACCUUCAGGCGUUUGGAAAUUGCUCCCAAGGAUGAACCAGACUUGUAGAGGAGGUCUUGGCUGAUUUCUUUUGAUUUUCCCAUGACAUCAAGCAAAGAGGCACUGAGUUUGAAGGUAGGCCUUGAAAUACAUCCACAGGUACACCUCCAAUUGACUCAAAUGAUGUCAAUAAGCCUAUCAGAAGCUUCUAAAGCCAUGACAUCAUUUCCUGGAAUUUUCCAAGCUGUUUAAAGGCACACUCAACUUAGUGUAUGUAAACUUCUGACUUCAGCUUUUUUCAGGUCUCUCCAGAGAUGUUCAAUUGGGUUCGUCCGGGCUCUGGCUGGGCCACUCAAGGACAUUCAGAGACUUGUCCCGAAGCCACUCCUGCAUUGUCUUGGCUGUGCUUAGGGUCGUUGUCCUGUUGGAAGGUGAACCUUUACCCCAGUCUGAGGUCCUGAGCGCUCUGGAGCAGGUUUUCAUCAAAGAUCACUCUGUACUUUGCUCUGUUCAUCUUUCCUUCGAUCCUGACUAUUCUCCCAGUCCCUGUCGCUGAAAAACAUCCCCACAGCAUGAUGCUGCCACCACCAUGCUUCACCGUAGGAAUGGUGCCAGGUUUCCUCCAGACGUGACACUUGGCAUUCAGGCCAAAGAGUUCAAUCUUGUUACUCAUGGUCUGCGAGUCCUUUAGGUGCCUUUUGGCAAACUCCAAGCGGGCUGUCAUGUGCCUUUUACUGAAGAGUGGCUUCCGUCUGGCCACUUUACCAUAAAGGCCUGAUUGGUGGAGUGCUGUAGAGAUGGUUGUCCUUCUGAAAGGUUCUCCCAUCUCCACAGUGGAACUCUAGAGCUCUGUCAGAGUGACCAUCGGGUUCUUGUUCACCUCCCUGACCAAGGCCCUUCUCCCCCGAUUACUCAGUUUGGCCGGGCGGCCAGCUCUAGGUAGAGUCUUGGUGGUUCCAAACUUCUUCCGUUUAAGAAUGAUGGAGGCCACUGUGUCCUUGAGGACCUUCAAUGCUGCAGACAUUUUUUGGUACCCUUCCCCAGAUCUGUGCCUCGACACAAUCCUGUCUCGGAGCUCUACGGACAGUUCCUUCGACCUCAUGGCUUGGUUUUUGCUCUGACAUGCACUGUCAACUGUGGGACCUUAUAUAGACAGGUGUGUGCCUUUCCAAAUCAUGUCCAGUCAAUUAAAUUUACCACAGGUGGACUCCAAUCAAGUAGUAGAAACAUCUCAAGGAUGAUCAAUGGAAACAGGAUGCACCUGAGCUCAAUUUCGAGUCUCAUAGCAAAGGGCCUGAAUACUUAUGUAAAUAAAGCAUUUCUGUUUUUAAUGUUUAAUACAUUUGCAAAAAUUUGUUUUCGCUUUUUAUUGUGUCUAGAUUUAUCAGAUGUUUUUUUUUUUUUCAUCCAUUUUAGAAUAAGGCUGUAUGUGGAAUGUGGAAAAAGUCAAGGGGUCUGAAUACUUUCCUAAUGCACUGUAUAUAAUGAAACCAGAAGAUGGAAGUCAUUUGCUCCUCCUGUCAACGUUGUUUUGCUUGCUUUCUUUUGACAUUUAACAAUUAUUUUACUAAAUUGCUGGCAUUCUUUCUAGCCUUUCAAAACAUUGAACAUCAAAUGGGUCACGUGGUGAUGAGCAGCAUCACCUGUGACAAGGGAAGUGCGUGCAACAAUGAAGUAUCACCUGUGGGCAGGGCUUGGGGCCUCAAGGAUGUGUGGUUUUUGGGAUGUGAAAAAGAGAAGUGGAUCAUUUAUUAUUGGUCCAAUAACACGAUUUUCUUAGUCACAUGUACUAAAAAUAUAUAUUAUGAUGAUAGGCUUGAUCUAUUUCAAUAACACAUCAUAAAUGGUGCAUAUUGGAUUGCAGUUAAUGAUAAAAAUCAUUUAUAUGAAAAUGUAAUUGUUUUUAUUCUGUGCUAUGUUAUAAGAAACAAAAUUAGAAGAGCCAAAACAUUUCCUCAAUAUGUGUGUUAUCAUGUGUGUAUAAUUUUGAUUUGAAGUUUCCAUGUCUCUUUUGUAGAUAAUCUUCUACGAGGACAGGAAUUUCCAGGGCCGCCACUAUGAGUGCAGCAGCGACUGUGCUGAGAUGCACAACCACUUCAGCCGCUGUAACUCCAUAAAGGUGGAAAGUGGUUGUUGGGUGGCCUACGAGAAGCCCAACUACGCUGGCUACCAGUACAUGCUGAACAAGGGCGAGUACCCCGACUACCAGCGCUGGGCUGGCUUCAAUGACUGCAUCCGCUCCUGCCGUAUGGUGCCCCCUGUGAGUGUACCACAUCGGGUGUCCUCAGUUCCACAUAGUUUUCAGUCCCUUGAGUUGAGGGCCGCACUGUCUACUGUUUUUUUUCUACCUUAGCAUUUAUUGUCAUUGCUUGGCUAGAGAUGCUAUGACAAAUAGAUUCACAAAUUCCACCCUAUUUUGAACACCUUUUUUUAACACGGUCAAUUUCUUCUUCACAAACUUCAUGGUUGAAGAUAUGUUUUAUUCUCAUUUUGGAACAUUACCAUCAAUAUAUUGUUUUUCAAGUCAACAGUAUAAUUUACUAUACCAUUCUCCCUUUCGGCUGUCUUCUUCUUUCCCAGUAUCGUGGAAACUACAGGAUGAAGAUCUACGAGCGCUCUGACUUCAAGGGUCAGAACAUGGAGGUGAUGGAGGACUGCCCCGACCUUCAUGAGCGCUUCCACAGCCGUGACAUCUCCUCCGCCAACGUCAUGGAGGGUUACUGGAUCCUCCACGAGCACCCCCAGUACAGGGGUCGUCAGUACUUCCUUCGCCCUGGCGAGUACAGGAGGCACAGUGAGUGGGGAAGCUCCAGCCCCACCAUCGGCUCUCUGAGACGGGUCACCGAGACCCCCUGAAGGUCAACUGAGACCCCCUCUUCCUCCCCUAAUGCAACCCUAUUAUAAAUCCUGUACUGUACCCCUACCCUUUUAUUGCUAGCACUGUUUGAGUGUUGUGUAUCUACUGUGGUCUUCUGACCCUGAAAUCACAUUCAUGUGAUUGGGGGUUUUGGUCCAGUUGGUGUUGGGUCUUUGCUGCUCAGCUUAGACUGGGAAAGUAGACCUUGGGGCUCAGGCGAUGCUCGUAUGGUAACAGUGAUGGUCUCUCUAGCUUGUUGUUACAGAGCAGAAUGAUGUGCUUUGCCAGUCCUCAACCUCCUGUCCUAUUAGAACCAAAAUAAAUGAAAACUUGAUGAAAGUCAACCAAA